Rana temporaria (common frog) is the source of this 1728-nucleotide messenger RNA. RefSeq names its product adenosylhomocysteinase (gene AHCY). Gene Ontology annotation, molecular function: adenosylhomocysteinase activity. Bases 85 to 1386 code for a protein of 433 amino acids. The record is from RefSeq and is a predicted model, not a curated record. NCBI's taxonomy places the organism in Eukaryota, Metazoa, Chordata, Amphibia, Anura, Ranidae. Gene Ontology annotation, cellular component: cytosol. The transcript is spliced from 10 exons. Gene Ontology annotation, biological process: L-methionine cycle.
AAGGGAACUGAGCAGCACGCCUCCUUUUCCUCUGCUGGCUCAGCGGCUCGUGGUGCUUCUUGGAUCUCUCCGCCGAUCAUCAUCAUGUCUGACAAGCUGCCAUACAAAGUUGCUGACAUCACCCUGGCAGAAUGGGGCAGGAAGGCCAUCGACAUUGCAGAAAACGAAAUGCCUGGCCUGAUGAAGAUGAGGGAGAUGUACUCGGAGAGCAAACCUCUGAAGGGGGCCCGGAUUGCUGGUUGUCUGCACAUGACUCUCCAGACAGCUGUGCUCAUCGAGACCCUGACUGCAAUGGGAGCCGAGGUACAGUGGUCAAGCUGCAAUAUCUUCUCCACCCAGGAUCAUGCUGCUGCAGCCAUUGCCAAGACCGGGGUCCCAGUGUACGCCUGGAAGGGGGAGACCGAUGAAGAGUACAUCUGGUGCAUUGAGCAAACCAUAUAUUUUUCCGAUGGAAAACCACUGAACAUGAUCCUUGACGAUGGAGGAGAUCUCACAAACCUUGUUCACACCAAACAUCCAGAGCUGCUGAAAGGAAUUAAGGGAAUCUCUGAAGAGACGACCACAGGCGUGCACAACCUUUACAAAAUGAAAGCUGAUGGGACCUUAAAAGUACCCGCCAUCAAUGUCAAUGACUCUGUGACAAAGAGCAAAUUUGAUAACCUGUACGGUUGCCGAGAGUCUCUGAUUGAUGGCAUUAAGCGAGCCACUGAUGUGAUGAUUGCAGGGAAGGUCGCGGUGGUUGCCGGGUAUGGUGAUGUUGGAAAAGGUUGUGCUCAGGCUUUAAGAGCCUUUGGUGCUCGUGUCAUCGUCACCGAGAUAGACCCCAUCAAUGCUCUGCAGGCAGCCAUGGAAGGUUAUGAGGUCACAACAAUGGAUGAAGCUUGCAAAGAAGGGAACAUUUUUGUCACCACAACAGGGUGCACCGACAUUGUAGAGGGCAGGCACUUAGAACAGAUGAAGGAUGAUUCCAUUGUUUGCAACAUUGGCCACUUUGAUUGUGAACUCGACGUGAAGUGGUUGAAUGACAACGCUGCUAAGAAAGUGAACAUCAAGCCACAGGUGGACCGGUACCUCCUGAAAAAUGGACGCCACAUUAUCUUACUCGCUGAAGGUCGUCUAGUAAAUUUGGGAUGUGCGAUGGGUCACCCUAGCUUCGUCAUGAGCAAUUCCUUCACUAACCAGGUCAUGGCGCAGAUUGAACUGUGGACCAACACUGACAAAUAUCCUGUAGGGGUGUACUUCCUGCCCAAAAAGCUUGAUGAAGCAGUGGCAGCUGCCCAUCUCGAUAAACUUGGAGUGAAACUGACUAAGCUUUCCGACAAGCAAGCCAAGUACCUCGGCCUAGACAAAGAGGGACCCUUCAAACCUGAACACUACCGAUAUUAAGAACCAACUACAAAGAGCCAAAGAUGACCUAGCGGAGAGAUCGGUCCACCAUCCAUGUGCUUUUCCCCAUGAUCCCAAACGGUUUACCUCUGCAACCCUGAUCAGGAAACCUUGUGGUUCUAUAGUCUCCUAGCGAGCACACCUUGUUGUGUUUCAAAGACUGUACCGCAAAAUGUGCCUGUUUUUUGUACCUGGAUGUGAGAAAGUUACAUGCGAAUCCUUAAUACUGUUUUAUUGCUUUCUUGUAUGAAGAAAACAAUUUACUUUUCGGAUGCCGGUCUUGGCUUUGUGGAUGUGUCAUGAAAGCACUUGAGAUGUAUAAAAACGCCUUUGUUUAUUAUA